UAAGACGCUUAGACAGCAUGGCUUAUUUGACAGCAAUUGGUGUAACUUCAUAGUAAGCUCCACCAAGAAGGUUUUGAAGGUCAUGGAUUUCGAGAUGUUUAAUCAACGCCGGCGCCGCCUUCUGAACAUCUUAGGUCUGCCUCAUGCUACUGGAACUCCUCCCGUGAUAAGGUACAGCAUUGCCUUCUGAAUAUCUUAGGUCUGCCUCAUGCUACUGGAACUCCUCCCGUGAUAAGGUACAGCAUUGCUUUCUGAAUAUCUUAGGUCUGCCUCAUGCUACUGGAACUCCUCCCGUGAUAAGGUACAGCAUUGCUUUCUGAAUAUCUUAGGUCUGCCUCAUGCUACUGGAACUCCUCCCGUGAUAAGGUGCCACAGCCAUGGAGCAGGAAGGGUCCCGUUAUGUGGUGGAUCGGCCCACCUAUAACAUUGCCGAUUUCGAUAGAGAUUUUGACAAAAAGGAUCGGCAGUUCCCAGUGGGAGAGAAAGUGAAGAAACUCUUCAGGUGCUCUGGGGCCCGGCUGAAGGCCCUGCUGUACAGACACCUGCCCGUGCUGAGCUGGCUGCCCCGCUACAAGGUCAAGGAGAACCUGCUCGUGGACGUCGUCAGUGGGGUCAGCGCUGGUACUAUACAAGUGCCCCAAGGCAUGGCAUUUGCUCUCCUGGCUAGCCUUCCUCCGGUAAAUGGCCUCUACUCCUCCUUCUUCCCCCUCAUCCCGUAUUUCUUCAUGGGCACGGUCCACCAGAUGGUCCCAGGUACCUUCGCUGUGCUCAGCAUCAUGGUGGGAAUGGUGUGUCUGCGGCUGGCCCCGGAGUCAGACUUCAGUCAUUUCAACGCCACACUCAACGCCAGCGUCGUGGACACGGCCAGGAUGAACGACGUCCGGCUGGGAAUAUCUGGAACACUCGCCUGCCUCACAGCUAUCAUACAGAUGGGCCUAGGCCUCAUGCAGUUUGGCUUCGUGGCCAUCUACCUCUCGGAGUCCUUCAUCAGAGGCUUCAUGACGGCUGCAGGACUACAGAUCCUCAUCUCAGUUCUCAAGUACAUCUUUGGGAUAAAGGUGCCGCCCUACAGCGGACCCCUGGCUGUAGUGUAUACUCUGAUAGACAUCUUGCGCGGCCUUCCCCACACCAACGUCGCCUCGCUGCUCUUCGCCCUGAUCAGCAGUGUGGUCCUCAUCGUGUCCAAGGAGCUGGGGGCACGCUACCGCCACAAGCUGCCGUUCCCCAUCCCCAUGGAGAUCCUCAUAGUGGUGGUGGCCACGGCCUUAUCCGGGCCUUUGGACCUGCCAGAGAAAUAUCACAUGGACAUAGUGGGGGAGAUUCCUCUGGGCUUUCCUGCACCCAUCCUGCCGGCAGUGUGUGAAUGGGAGGACAUGUUGAGCACUGCCUUCUCCCUGGCUAUAGUUGGAUAUGUUAUCAACCUGGCCAUGGGCAGGACCCUGGCCGCCAAGCACGGCUACGACGUGGACCCCAAUCAGGAAAUGUUGGCUCUAGGAUGCAGUAAUUUCUUCGGGUCGUUCUUCAAGAUCCACGUCAUCUGCUGUGCCCUCUCGGUGACCCUCGCCGUGGACAACGCCGGGGGGACCUCGCAGUUUGCCAGCCUGUGUGUGAUGCUGGUGGUGAUGAUCACCAUGCUAGCCCUGGGCGUGUACCUGAAACCCCUGCCUAAAUCGGUGCUCGGAGCGCUGAUUGCGGUCAACUUGAAGAAUACCCUGCUGCAGCUCUCUGACCCCUAUUACCUGUGGCAGAAGAGCAGAUUGGAUUGCUGUGUGUGGGUCGUGUCGUUCCUGGCUACGUUCUUCCUCAGCCUGCCGUAUGGGGUCGCCAUCGGAGUGGGCUUCUCCAUACUGGUGGUUAUAUUCAAAACACAGUUUCGAAAUGGUUCAGCAAUCGACCAAAUUAAGGAUACGGAUAUCUACAAAAAUCCUAAAGUGUACAGUAAGGUGGCUUCUGUGAAGGGUGUGAAAAUAGUAAACUACUGCUCUCCACUUUACUUUGCAAAUGCGGAAAUCUUUCGACAGAAGGUCAUCAAAAAGACCAAUCUGGACCCUGGCAAGGUUAUCCUGGCCAGGAGGAAGUUUGUGAAGAAACAGCAGAAGGAGAAGGAGAAGGAGGAUAAGAAGGACAAGGAGUCGCGACGCAGGAAGCCCAGUAGUCUGGUCACCAUGAAGACACAGACAAUCUCACAGCUUGAGCUGCAGAACGACUUCGACCCCAAAAGUGAUUCCCCCACCACCAGCUAUGUCAACUUCCACUUCAGUGACGGUGGGUUGGAGGACCAGAUGCCCGGCGGCGGGCCCCCCGACAGCCCCUCGGCCCUGGACUCCCAGCCCAUGCCCUUCCACACCCUGGUCCUGGACCUGGCCGGCGUCUGCUUUGUGGACCUCAACGGGGUGAAAGUGCUCACCAAGAUGAACUCCUGCUAUGAGAUGCUGGGGAUUAAACUGCUCCUGGCCAACGUUCAAGCCCAGGUGUACGAGGAGCUGAAGGUGGGCGGGGUGUUUGACGGCCAGGGGGGGAUACCUCGGACUCACCUCUUCCUCUCGGUCCACGACGCCGUGCUCCACGCUCAGCACACAUCCGCCGGAAACACCGCAGGACUAUCCAAGGAAGAGAGGGAGAGGCGAGAACUGGCCUUCAAUACGGACGAUCAGAAGGACCUGGAACAGGAAAUGUUUUGAGCAUGUGCCGCAUGAAGGAAUCUUCCGUUGUCUUGUAAUUGUAAUAAAAUGUCUUACAUAUGCUG
Molecule: messenger RNA, 2746 nt
Organism: Gadus chalcogrammus (walleye pollock)
Lineage: Eukaryota; Metazoa; Chordata; Actinopteri; Gadiformes; Gadidae
Product: solute carrier family 26 member 9-like
Exons: 21
Coding region: 378-2681 (767 amino acids)
Biological process (GO): transmembrane transport
Cellular component (GO): membrane
Molecular function (GO): bicarbonate transmembrane transporter activity; chloride transmembrane transporter activity; oxalate transmembrane transporter activity
Source: RefSeq, a predicted model, not a curated record